CUGAUAUCUAUCUUAGAACAACGGGUCCUCGCAUUAUAGUCUGAAAACCUUGUAUUAUACACUCCAAAGGAUAAAAAAAAGAAAUUCGAUGGCGCAGUUGCUGGAGAAGGCGAAGGAGUUCGUGGCGGAGAAAAUAGCGGGAAUACCGAAACCAGAGGCUACGGUGACGGACGUUGACCUAAAGGACGUGAACCGCAGCUCAGUGGAGUACCUCGUCAAGGUCUCCGUCACCAAUCCCUACCCUCACCCUCUCCCCAUCUGCGACAUCACCUUUUCUCUCAAAAGCUCCGGCCGAGAGAUAGCGAGCGGGAAGAUACCGGACCCGGGGUCGUUGAAAGGGAAGGACGUGACGGAGUUGGACGUGCCGGUGGUCGUACCGCAUAGCAUAAUCGUAAGCCUGGCUCGAGACAUCGGCUCGGAUUGGGACAUCGACUACGAACUGCAACUCGUUCUCAUCAUCGACCUCCCCAUUGUCGGCAACAUCUCCAUCCCUGCCUCCAGCAAAGGCGAGAUCAAGCUCCCUACUCUCAAGGACAUCUUCUGAUCUUUUUCCUUUUUAAUGACAGUUCAUCACUAUGUUGUAGAAAUAAGAUGAGAUGAUGAUGAUGGUGAUGGUAAUGAUGAUGAUGAUGAUGAUGAUGAUGAUGGUGAUGUUGUAUUCAUGUUGUGCCUUUUUCCUUUUAACUUGCGAAAAACAUGAGUUUGAUUAUAAUAAAUACGUUAUGAUUCAGGUUU
Tarenaya hassleriana is the source of this 735-nucleotide messenger RNA. RefSeq names its product probable desiccation-related protein LEA14. The record is from RefSeq and is a predicted model, not a curated record. The transcript has 2 exons. NCBI's taxonomy places the organism in Eukaryota, Viridiplantae, Streptophyta, Magnoliopsida, Brassicales, Cleomaceae. Bases 89 to 544 code for a protein of 151 amino acids. Gene Ontology annotation, biological process: response to desiccation. Gene Ontology annotation, cellular component: cytosol.